Messenger RNA from Hylaeus anthracinus, 1730 nucleotides. RefSeq names its product zinc finger protein 836-like. Gene Ontology annotation, molecular function: RNA polymerase II cis-regulatory region sequence-specific DNA binding; DNA-binding transcription factor activity, RNA polymerase II-specific. Gene Ontology annotation, cellular component: nucleus. Gene Ontology annotation, biological process: central nervous system development; regulation of transcription by RNA polymerase II. The record is from RefSeq and is a predicted model, not a curated record. Lineage: Eukaryota; Metazoa; Arthropoda; Insecta; Hymenoptera; Colletidae. The transcript is spliced from 3 exons. The coding region runs from base 239 to 1363 and encodes 374 amino acids.
AAAUUCAUGUCGUUUACGGAACAAAGAGAUUGAAUGUCCUGAUAUACACUGAAGCAACCCUCUUGUUACCUAAUGUAUCCGAUAAUAUUUUAAGAAAUGUUUGUAAAUAAUCAUUCGUAACACACAUAUGCACAAUGAAUAAUCGCAGUGAAGUGAUAGUGUGUGUCAGUCAUGUUUGUUUCAACAUUUGAUUAAAUUAUGAAAUAAUUGAUAGCUCUAGAAAUAUCAUAAUAAAAAUAUGUUUAGUCCUAUACAGAUAAAACAUGAAUGUAUGGGAGUAGAAGAUGUUAACUGUGGUAAUAGGAUUAAUACUUUGGAUACUUCCAAGUAUCCAAUAUUCAUUAAUGAUGAUGUUGAUUAUAAAUACAAUCAGUUACCACAAUUUUGGAGUCAUACACAAUUGUCAAAUGAGAUACAGCCAAAGAAUGAAGUUCACAAUCAACAGUGUUUAUUCCAAAUGGAAGAAAGUGGUUCUUUAGCAUACAUGAAAGGUGUACAAAAUGGUAUGUUAUUCCAAGUUAAUCAAGAAGGCAGCACAGACCAGAAUCAAAUGAGCCAACAAUAUCACAUAAGUGCUCCCCAAAAAAUUGAACAGUUGCAACUUCCUCAAGACACACAGCAAUCAAAAUUUGUAAAUCAAAUGCUGACCACUUCAUCAUCAGUGUCUUCAAUAAAACCUAACCGUCCUGGAAGACCACCCAAGAGUUCUUCCGAAUCAAGUGUAGGAAAAAAAUUUAAAUGUCAAUGCGAAAUAUGCUUCAAAGAGUUUGGGCAUAAAAGUAAUUUAUUUAUACAUAUGAGGACUCAUAAUGGAGAACGGCCUUAUAAAUGUAAUCAAUGCGAAAAGUGUUUUACUCAUAGUGGGAAUUUAGCUAUUCAUAUGAGAACACAUUCUGGUGAACGACCUUAUGGUUGCCAAAUAUGUGGAAAAAUGUUUAGUCACAGUGGCAAUUUGUCAACACACUUAAGAACUCACUCAGGUGUAAAACCUUAUAAAUGUAAUAUAUGUGGUAAGGAAUUCAGACAUAGUGGAAAUUUAUCGAUACAUGAAAGGAUACAUUCCGGGAUUAAGCCAUUUCAAUGUAAAGUUUGUGGGAAGGAUUUUUAUCAUAGUGGAAAUUUAACAACUCACAUGAAGAAACAUACUGUAAAUAGUAAUGUAGGUGUUAAUCAAUGUGAAAGUAACGUCUGUGCAGCAGUGAAUAAUAACAAUACACCACCAUUAAACUUAUUUAAUAAUUUACCAUUAAGUUCAACUACUGAUGUAUAUGUGAUACCUAAUGCUAACAAUAUUGUUCCUAUAAAAAAUGAAAGUAAUGAUGAAGGUUUAACGAGUGCAAUUAGGGUAUUGACAUCAACUUAAAUAUGUUUACAUAAUUAAAUAUCUCAAUACUGAUUUUGCUUAUGAAAUUUACUUUAUGAAUAUAAUUACUGUAAAAAAAAUGUCAUUAUAGAAGCUUGAAUAUCUUACAGUCACUUAAAGAGUUAUAAAUGUGUAAACACAUAUUUUUGAAAUUAUAUAUGUUUUACAUUGGACAAAAAUAUAAACUUUGCACAUAACAUCUAUGUGAAAGUCUGAAGUAUGUGCAAUUUCAUAUAAAUUAAGCAAUUGUAAAUUUGUUGUUAUACCACAAGGCGAAAUAAUUGUAAAGUAGAAAUAAUUUUUUAUUUAAAUUUCUUGCUCCACUUACGAUUUGUAAUGCUCAUUUUAUUAAAGUGUUUUACUAAUA